UUCUAAAAGUGCUUUGGGUUUUCUUGUUGUAGCUCCGGUUUUAAUUUAGAUUUUGUGUAUUAACAUUUAUAAAUUUUUGUGAACUAAAUCCCGAAAAUAUUUUUGCAACAAAUAAACGGACGAUAUUUGUGUGCAUAUGUUACAUGUAAUGAAAACUUAAAUUUAUGUAAAUUCAAUCGAAUAAAUUCUGACACGCAGUACAAAUGCACCAACCUAUAAUCUAUACGUUGUAGAGUGGGCAUACAUGUAAGAAGGCAGAAAGUUACUGACGUGUCGCUGUGAUCGAUUUCAAAAAUAACUAAUAAAUAUGACUGUGCGCCGUCGACAGGAAACGAAUGGGAUGUCGGCUGAUGAAAGUGACAAGCAGAAAUUGCUGGUCGAAACACCACCGUCGGACUGUUCAUCGAAUGUAAAUGAUGAAUUUCAUGAGAAAACAGAUAUACGCGGCGAUCGCGGAAAUAUUGCCAUACUUUUCUUCCUCUACGUAAUGCAAGGUAUACCAUUGGGUCUGAUAGCGGCCGUUCCGAUGCUUUUGCAGAAUCGUGGAGCUAGUUAUAAACAGCAAGCCGAAUUUUCCUUCGCGUAUUGGCCUUUUAGUAUGAAACUUUUAUGGGCGCCAAUUGUUGAUUCCAUCUACUUUCGGCGAUUUGGAAGACGAAAAUCAUGGUUGGUUCCAUCGCAAUAUCUAAUUGGUAUCUUUAUGCUUUUCCUAUCAUGGCAAGUAGAACGAUGGUUAGGUGGUAAUGGGUCUGAUCCCAAUGUACCAUUCUUAACCAUGCUGUUUUUUUUACUUAACUUUUUGGCCGCUACCCAAGAUAUUGCUGUAGAUGGUUGGGCGCUUACUAUGUUGAAGCGAUGCAAUGUUGGUUAUGCGUCCACAUGCAACAGUGUGGGCCAAACCGCUGGCUACUUUCUAGGCUAUGUGGUCUUUAUAGCGCUGGAAUCAAAAGACUUUUGCAACAAUUAUCUACGCACAGAACCGUUGGAUACAGGACUUGUGACAUUGCCUGAAUUUUUAUGGUUCUGGGGAGUUUGUUUCAUGGUAGUGACGACUUUAGUGGCGAUCUUUAAAAAGGAGAACGAUGUACAGGAUGCACAUACGGCGGCACGUUACACCGAUGAACACGAGUUGAAUCUACGCGAGAGCUACAAAAUUCUCUUUGACAUGGUGCGCAUGCGCCCCAUACAAAUUUUAGCCGCUAUAUUGUUAACCGUCAAAGUUACUUUUGCCGCCUGUGAUGCAGUCACAUCAUUAAAAUUAAUCGAUGCUGGUGUGCCAAAAGAGAAGUUAGCGCUACUGGUUGUGCCCAUAAUCCCAUUGCAAAUAGUGUUGCCACUAAUCGUGAGCCGUUAUACCCACGGACCACGCCCAAUGGAGAUAUAUGUGAAAGCCAUACCAUAUCGAAUUGUCUUUAGUACGAUAGCGGCCAUCAUUACUUAUUGCACACCUUUUAUGAUAUCGAACGGCCAUGUACCCAUCUACUACUAUGUGCUCUUAAUUGUUAAUUACGCAUUGUACCAGGUGUUCCUCUACUGCAUGUUCGUCGCUGUAAUGGCAUUUUUCGCGAAAAUUUCCGAUCCUGCAGUAGGUGGUACAUACAUGACAUUCCUCAACACACUGUCGAAUCUGGGAGGAAACUGGCCAAACACUGUGGUUUUGUGGUUGGUGGAUGUACUAACAUGGCAAGAGUGUACCCAUGUAGACCCAAAAGUGGCCACACAAAAUAGUUGUCUGACAAAAACACAAAAAUCGGAAUGCGAGGCCGCCGGUGGUGAAUGUAAAAUUGUCUUCGAUGGCUACUACAUUGAAUCGAUUAUAUGUAUAGUAUAUGGCAUUGUGUGGUUGUUGUGUGUUCGGCGUUGGAUAAACUAUUUGCAAAACUUGCCCACGCGAAGUUGGUUGGUCGUUAAAAAGGGAAAGAGUGCUGGCAGUGCCAAAAAGUCAAGAUAGCAAUUCAUUGUAUGACAUGAGGAGGAUGAUGGUCACACCCACCUGUUGGAUGACUUUAAGGUUGACGCGGUGGAAGAGUUGGAGGUGUAUACUAAAUCUGUGCGGAAUAUACAUGCUUCGCCGAUUUAAAACACAAUUUGUUAUGCCCUUUAGUAUAGAAUUAACAUAAUACAAUAUUUGUUUGAAAAUUCCAAUAAUAUGCUUUUAUAUGUAUGUGAAAAUAUAGUGCAAUUGAAUUUUAGUUGUAAGGUAUGCAUUUGCUUAACCAGUGGUUCAAUACAAAAACAAUCGCCUUGCUGUCAAAAAGUUGUUGCAAUCUAUGGCAAAAACUGUGUGAGAGUAAUGAGAAUUGUGAAAAUUGAUGUUCGUCUUGUCCUAAUAUUAAUUAAAAUAUAAUACUGCAAAACUUGUAUUUAUAUAAAAAAAAGGAAAUUCCUACAGCUUAAGAUUUGAUGUAAAUUCCUACAUAAGUUAUUUGUAAAAAUUUUGGAGAAUUGAAAAAAAUAAGACUCAAAUAUGCAGCCCGAAUAA
Messenger RNA from Bactrocera tryoni, 2482 nucleotides. RefSeq names its product acetyl-coenzyme A transporter 1. Gene Ontology annotation, molecular function: acetyl-CoA transmembrane transporter activity. NCBI's taxonomy places the organism in Eukaryota, Metazoa, Arthropoda, Insecta, Diptera, Tephritidae. The transcript has 3 exons. Gene Ontology annotation, cellular component: membrane. The record is from RefSeq and is a predicted model, not a curated record. The coding region runs from base 308 to 1951 and encodes 547 amino acids.